Messenger RNA from Seriola aureovittata, 5460 nucleotides. It is a transcript of the gene larp4ab, whose product is annotated as La ribonucleoprotein 4Ab. NCBI's taxonomy places the organism in Eukaryota, Metazoa, Chordata, Actinopteri, Carangiformes, Carangidae. The record is from RefSeq and is a predicted model, not a curated record. Gene Ontology annotation, molecular function: mRNA 3'-UTR binding. Gene Ontology annotation, biological process: positive regulation of translation. The coding region runs from base 750 to 2999 and encodes 749 amino acids. Gene Ontology annotation, cellular component: cytoplasmic stress granule; cytosol. The transcript is spliced from 15 exons.
CUUUUAUACUUUAAUAGCAUUUUCUUUUAUUAUUAGUGACAUUUUCAAUGCAAGAUAUUUGCUGGUAAUGAAUUACUUACAGUGUGGUAUUAGUACUUUCACUCAAGUAAUGGCUAUUUCUUCCACUACUGUAAUCCACUGAUUACUGAGUGUGUUUGGAAUGCUAGAUGUAUCUGGUUACCAAAUGGCUCCGUGUGUUAUGUCGUUAUCUCAAGGCGGGUCUCACAAGUGCAUGGACUCCACUCCUCCAGCCGCACUGUCCCCACACAGAGGUCACACUCAGCGGUUGCUACGCUGCGGUGUUAGCGUUGCUGUUGCCGGGGAGGCAGAGGUGGAGGCGGAGUGCAGCCUGUUGGGACGGACUGUGGCAGACAGAGGACGCAGCUGUCACAUGCUGGUUGAGCGGUGCCUCAAAGCUGACCUGUGCGACGAGGAAUUAAGUAGAUGAACAUAUUUCGUAAAAUGGGAUCUGAUUUUUCCUGAAAAAAAACAGUUUGUGUUAAAAGUAACAAGCUAUUAAAGUUGAGGUUCGCGCAAACACACCGUUUGGACUGGAAGACGUUCGGUCGCGUAAGUAACGUUACCAGUUGCCGGGGAGACGGUAGUUAAGCGGAGAAAGCAACGACGGCCCACUGUAAAAUAAGUACAGCCAAUCAUUUUUAAAUCGUCGCAGGAGAGUAAAUUCAACAGGGCAAUUAAAUUCCUUGGAACCGAAGAAGACAUCGUAAGAAGGCGAGGAUCAAAGCAGCAUGGUUACUACAAAGGGAGCAGGUCUGAAUCCCAAUGCUAAAGUGUGGCAGGAGGUCCCUGUCCACCAGAAUGACAACCCAGAAGGGACAGAGGAUUCUCCUUGGCUGCAGACCUACCCUCCUCCCACUGAGAUGACCAACGGUUACUCAGACGUUCCGUCUGCAGGGUGUAAAGGACAGAACACUGAAUAUCCUGACAGUGCUGCUGACUAUGCCCCUGUACCCACAGAGGGCAUUGUGAAUGGCAUCAACCACCCUGACUUGGGGUAUCUUGUCUUUGACCCACAAAGCAAAUCAGCCACAGAUGAUGAUGUUUCUAAGGAUCAACCAAUGUCGGAGGAGAGCCUAAGAGAAUCUUUGAAGAAACAGCUUGAGUUCUGCUUCUCUAGGGAGAACCUCUCCAAGGACCUGUACCUGAUAUCCCAGAUGGACAGUGAUCAGUUUGUUCCGAUCUGGACCAUUGCUUGCAUGGAGGACAUCAAAGCCCUCACCACUGACAUGGACCUCAUUCUGGAUGUACUGCGAGCCUCUCCCAUGGUGCAAGUUGAUGAAACUGGAGAGAAGGUCCGGCCAAAUCACAGUCGCUGUAUCAUUAUUCUGAGAGAGGUGCCAGAGACUACACCAGUUGAGGAGGUGGAGGCUCUUUUUAAGAGUGAAAACUGUCCAAAAGUGUUAUGUGCUGAGUUUGCACACAACAGCAACUGGUACAUAACAUUUCAGUCAGAUAUGGAUGCACAACAGGCUUACAGAUACUUAAGAGAAGAAGUGAAGAUGUUCCAGGGAAAACCAAUCAUGGCCCGCAUUAAGGCCAUUAACACAUUCUUUGGUAAGAAUGGCUUCCGCAGUGUGGACUCAAGUGUGUACAGUCAGCAUGCCCAACCACAGGCCCAGUAUGGCUCCCCUGUCUACAUGCAACAGAUGUACAGCCCUCAGCAGCAGUACCCAGUUUAUCCUGUGGUGUCUCCCUCCUGGAACCCUUCAGUCAUGCCUUACUUUGAAACACCACUGGCACCAUUCCCUAAUGGUGGCUUCAUGAAUGGAUACAGCAGCGCUGGGAACUACAAAGCAAACUCAAGCUCCAACACCCAUCGACCCAUGAGCAGGAACCGAAACCACGUGAAGGGUCACCACAGGCCAGCUGACGUGCCCCCUCAUUCUCCUUCUUCUUUGGCUCUGGGGGCCCUGAUGGAUGGCCUGUGUGGUCCUUUGACUCCACACCACCUCCAGAUAUCAGGGACACCAAGUGGGACCACUUCAGAGCCAGUCUCUUUGCCCUCCAGUCUUAAAGAAGCUUCUCUACAGGCCACUAUAUCCAGUGGAGAUCUGAGUGGGGGUGGACGGGGCAGGAGAGGUGGCCACAGAGGCAUGAGGAGGAAAAGAGAAGAUGAACAUACCAUGCGUCCUAUCCCUUUGAUGGAGGCCAAGGUAUCACCUCCACCGAAGUUUGACCUGGCAGCUUCCAAUUUUCCUCCUUUACCGGGAUCUGUGGUCAGUACGCGGGGAGAAACCACGCCAGAGAUGCGCCUCUCUGAUGUUGUACGUGGCCUAAAGGUGACCAACAAGUCUGUGAGCCAAGAAGUUACUGAGACCCGAAACACAACCAUCUCAGAAGAUCCUGUGAGCGUACCAGAUUCUGUGGCCCUUGCUGCUAAACCUACUCCUGUGACACCACAAACGGUGGCACCCACCUCAAGUGUUUCUCCUUCAGUAAAAGAAGAGGAUAAAGCUGAACAUACCAUUCCAGAAGAAACAAGGUCCUCGUCAACACAGGCUGUUUCUGCAGCAGCACCAGAACAUGCCCCCUCCACCUGCAGCCAGUCUGUCUCCACAGAAGCACCUUCUCCAUCUCCCCCAACUCCAACAUCAGAUCUAGGGCCAAGAAAGCUCAGCUAUGCAGAGGUGUGCCAGAAGAUGGCCAAGGACCCGCCACCAGCACAGCCGCCCUCUCCCUCCCCUCCUGCCCCCUCAGCUAGCCAGCCCCUGCAAGAGCUCAAGGUCAACAGGGUUGAAGAACCUUUGCCUAACUCCAGGCGCACAACAGACAAAUCGGAGAAAGCUGGAGACAGCAGGCCACCUCGUCAACCAUUACGCUCCUUCAGAGGGGCGAAUGGCCAAGCCAGAGUUGGAGGUGCAGGGCUAAAGAUUCGGGAGCAUCAGAGAGGCCUGAAUGCUGGCAAACAGUUUUCUCCACAGCGGGGCGCCAGACGCAGUGGCAAGGAACAGAACAUUCCCCCAAGGUCACCAAAGUAACUAAAGAAAAAUCUUUUAAACAUUAACUAAAACAGAAAUAAAACAAAUAUAUAUGUAAAUAUAUAAUAUAUGUAAAUAGAGAGAUGAAUAUAUUUCAUUUGACAGACUGUCAAAGAAUCUCUAAGCAUUGUUGGAGACCUGAAAUUAUUUGAAGACUCUUAAGUAGAUAUUCCUUUUAGGGAAAUGCAUAUAGUCUACUGACAGAAAUGCAGAUUCUUGGGGUGAUAAAACAUACUUAAAGUAAUAUCACCAUAAACAGGCUAAACCUUGUGCGUGUGUGUGUUUGAGAGCAAGAACGAGUGAUAUAGUAUCCUUUAAAAUAUAUGGUGUUCUAACAUUUAGUACGCUUUGUCUAAAUGCAAAAUGACAAUAAGGCAUAUCUGAUUUCUGUCUGAGUGGUUAUUGUUUGCAUGUGAUUCCUCUUAAGCUUUUCAUCAAAUUUGCUUUGAAUAUACAGUAUAAUUAUUUAUGAAAUGGAGGAUGUUGCGUCCACGACAGAAUAAUAGAAACAGUGGGGUGUGUGAUUCACUACAGAGGGUUUAAAUUUUGAUGAGUAGCAGUGUUUGAAGAAAUUCUCAUGAUUGUGAAAUCUUGCUCUAUAAAUAAUCCUGGUGAAAUACUAAAUUACAUUGAUUCAAAACAUUGCGUCAUGUAAUGAUUAUAGGCCUUGAAUGUUUUGUGCAGUAGUUGUCAGUGAUACAGAUAUUAGAUCACUACUGCUAACAUUUGAAAUAAGCACUAUAGUAUAUCUUGAGAAGAUUUGCCUAUGUCAUUUUUGCAUGAUUGAAUCAGUGAGUUAGCUCUUGUGUAAAUCCGUGUAUGAGUUUCUUAGGAUUAUUCCAUGUAAGCAGGAGCAGUAAGACGGUCUCCAUGUUUUAUCAGAUGGCAACUUUGGUUUCAGUCCUUGCUUUUCUCAAACACUCUUAACUGGGACCAGUUAAAAAUUGAUGCAGUAAACUAGUUCACCAUGAUAACCUAUGGUGCACAGCUUACCUGUUCCAGACCUGCUAAUCAUGGUAACAUAAUGAAUGGAUAGUUCUGUAUUUUGCAGUUUCGGUUAAAUUUUUAGAUGAUAGAUGUUCAAGAGUCAUCUGUGACUAACAUCUGCAUGUGAACUGUCAAAACAUAAUGGUCUGUUGGACCCUUUUUUUUUUUUUUUUCCAAUAGAAAUUUGUCACCUUGAUUUGAAGUAGCUUUUUGAUGGUUGAUGCUGUGGCCAGUGUCUCCUCUUGAUUUGGUUACAUUGCCUGCAUCAUCUGUUUUGAUGGCUUCAGAUGAAUGUAGUCUGUUGAUGUAUAACCACAUUUGAGCUUCAUUUUGUAAAUGUCUAUGUAUUAGCUUUCUUGAGUGUGUUUGUGUGUGUGUGUGUGUGUGUGUGUUUGUGUGUAUACAGGGUUAUUUUUGAUCUGCCUUGUUAAUGUAUUUGUUUUCCUGCUGUAGAAGAAGUUUCAUUUUCUAUCUAAUUUUAAUGUUUUUCUUUUCAUGUUAUCCUGUAUCUUUAUAACAUUUGGAAAUUGUUGUGUAGACUUAUCUGAGAAAAUAUGCUUGGUUAUUGACAGCUGAGUUGAAUUGCUGAGCUAUACAGUCAGGGCUCAUGGGUCAACAAUGAGCAGAACAUACUUGCAGUGGUGUGAAUGGAAAUGCAUUAUGCUUUGAUCUCAAGGCUUUCGAUCAUUACAGAAGUAACAAAUGGAAAGAUGUUGCACAGAAAUGCUGAACUUAUACUAUAUGUGUUUUCAUUCCAUCUGAAUAGUCUGUGGUGUUGCAAAUGGAAAAGAACAAAAGAUGAUUGACAGUUAAGUAUUAAAGAUUUUCAGGUAUAGGGGAAUAAAAAAAUUUGCCUUAGAUAAGUGAUUAGAGUCGUCUGCUUAUAGAGAAUUUACUGCAGUGUACAGUAUGUUGUUUUUGUUCUUUUUUGUAAUCAGUAGUUCAGCUGUCUCCUCCGUGUGUGUGAGUGUGUGACUGACAAUGUAAACUUGGGUAGGAGAGAGAGAGAGAGAGAUUGCUUCUGGUUCAGACUUCAUGGAACUAUUAUCUCAAAGCAAACCUCCAGUGCCUUAACAGUGUUUCAUUUCGAUAUAAAAAGUGCGAGAAUUUUGAGCACAUCAGUUACACUGAUCAAGGCUGGUUUAGUUGGUUAUCAAAAUCCAACAUGGUCAGUUUAUGACACUUGGAGACACUAGAUCCUGUCCAAUGUAAAUCUCAGUUUAUUGUAGCUGCAGUUGGCAGGAGUGGAGCUAAAUGUGUAUGUGCAUGCUUGUUUGUCCAUUGCUAGGUGUGUAUGAUAAAGUUUCAAUUAUGUUAGCUUGUCAAUGCAAUGUCAGUCUUAUAUCAGAAUCCUGCUUAUAAAUGUCACAAUCAAACAUGGUAUUGCAAUUUUCAGCCAAGUACACACUGGUUUAUCAAGUGAAUAUUUUAUUACUGAGCCUGAUGUAUGAAAAUAAAGAUUUAUUUUUAAACA